Molecule: messenger RNA, 1083 nt
Organism: Lodderomyces elongisporus
Lineage: Eukaryota; Fungi; Ascomycota; Pichiomycetes; Serinales; Debaryomycetaceae
Exons: 1
Coding region: 1-1083 (360 amino acids)
Source: RefSeq, a predicted model, not a curated record
AUGCCAUACACAAUAGGCAAAAGAAGCAUAAUUCUAUCGCGAACCCUAUCGGAGUCGGACCAAAACCUAGUGUUAUCCCACACACAAGUUUUUCGACAUUGCCUACAUAGUGCGAUCAUCAAAUACCUUAUAACAUUGAAGAAGAUUGUGCAUUUGUACACCGAUAUCAUGACUAUAUACUCCACGUUGCUCAAAAAGAUACCGCAAUACGAUGAUGUCACUAUGAUGACUAAUAGAUGCAAAAAUAGUAUUUUGCAAUUAGAACAUGAUUUCAAUGAAGUAUUUGGCAAAAAUGUGUUAAAUGAGGCAGUAACAAUCAACAGUAACACCACCAGCACCACCAGCACCACUAGCACCACUAGCACCACUAGCACCACUAGCUUUAAUGUAUUGGAUGGUGGUUCUUUAUUGUCUGAUAAGUCUUUUCCCUCCGAAAAGCUCAAACAAUGGCAAGAACAAAGCUUUGAACAGAGCAUUAAACCAUCCUGUGACACUAUUCUCAAAUCGUCUAUCCCAGUUUUCGACCAAAUCGCAAAAACAUUGGUUUGCAUCGAUUUGUUCUUUUCCGAAUUUUCCAACUUGAAAAAAUUACUCAUCCCACUCAUGAGACCACAAACAACAGCAGUCCAGCAAUCGCUCAAGAGGGUAAAUCAGACAAUACAGAAUAGGGAUUACAAUGUUGACCAUUUAUCUACAACGGAGUUUAGUCUCAAGUUGCAUAGAGAAAUCAUAAGCAUUGAACAGUUAACCAGCCUCAUUGAUAGAGAGUCAACACUUUUGCUGCAUGCUUUCAAUACGUUUAAUUCUGCAUUGAUACGCUACACAGAGAUUUUACUAGGUAAAGCAAUUUUAAAGAGAGAUAUUGACUUGGGUGAUUGUCAAUUAAUCAAGCGAAGGGAUGUUUGUUACCAAGCUUCUGAGAGAGUUGUGAGUAUUCCAUUGACCGAGGAUAAGUCAUCGUACAACACUUCAAUGAGAGCCUUGGGCAAGUCAUUGACUUAUUUUGUGAUGGCCCUUAUGAUGGUGGUAAUGUUUGUGGUUUUUAGGCUUAUCAAUGCCCUUUUUGGCGGCAGCAACACAUAA